Molecule: messenger RNA, 2622 nt
Organism: Pezoporus flaviventris
Lineage: Eukaryota; Metazoa; Chordata; Aves; Psittaciformes; Psittacidae
Product: basic proline-rich protein-like
Exons: 4
Coding region: 1-2622 (873 amino acids)
Source: RefSeq, a predicted model, not a curated record
AUGCCCUGCUCGGGCCUGGCCGCGGGUACCGGAGCCUCGACGGCAUGCAGCGCGGCGGGCAAGGCGGCAGGGCGGAGCGGCGCAGUGGAGGUCGGUAGGGUCGGCGCAGGAGGAGCCCGGGCGCCCCCCUUAGCAGGUGGUGCUCGCCCUGCCCGGCCGCACCGGAGCACCGGGGCCACAGUCAGGGCUGAGCAGCGGCCGCCUCGGGCUGCGCCGGCGCCGGUGCCCGCGCGAUGGCGCUGUGUGAAGGGGAAGACGCCGGGAUGGGUCGGGCGGGUGGUCCGGUCCCGGCCCCGAGGAGCGGCCUCGAGCUUGGUCCCAUCGCGAUGGCAGCCGCUGGGAAGGGAGCUCAGGCCGCGAGUGAGCAGGGAGACGGGAGUCCUCGCCUGCGGAAGCCGCUCUCCCCUUGCCGAAUUAGCCCGCUUCGGCGGUGCCUGCUGCUGCCUCCGACCGCGCGGGCACUCGGCGCUGCCCUACCGGGGCUGCGGGACCACCCCGCUCCCAUUCUGCCGGCCGCUGCAUCGUCGCGGCAGCUCUGGGCCUCCUCGCUUCGAAGUAGUGCCCGCGGGGGGCAGGCCGGCGCCCCCCGACACCCAAGUGUGCGGCGGCCGGAGUCCCUCCUCGGCCCUGGCCGCAGCGCUCCGCCGCGCCGCGGGGGCACCAGCCCGGCGGUGGGGUUGGCGUCCCACGGACGCCGCGGCCUCCAGGAGGCACUGGGCGGAACGGGAGGAAGCCGGCGGAGGGGAGAGCGCACGGGAGCCCGGCGGGUUCUGUCGGGGACGGCGGUGCUUUCGGGAGCAGCUGUGCGGGGUGAGGGCGGCCCCGGCCCGGGGGCAGCACCGCGGGCGGCCGAGGCGCGGCAGCCCACGGCAGCCCCAGCUGCAGCCGCCCGCCUCUGAAGCCUGUGCAGGGACGGCAGGAGGAGACCUGGCCGGCGGCAGCCGCUGCAGAGCUCUCUCCUCCUCCGCAACCUCCGCUUUCCCGGCACCGGCGCUCGCUCAUCCGACAGCUCCCGGACCCCCGAACCCGGGCGGCGUCCCCCCGCCCUUGCCUUCCGCUGGCCCCCGCCUCUUUUCUGGCUCCCCCAAACUUCAGCCGGCGGCGGGUCCGGCUCCCACCCCCGUUCGCGGCUUGCUUGUCCCGAGGAAGGCUGAUACCGCAUCCAGACUUUGGCGGCGGAUUCCCCUGCCCCUUCUGAGGAGAGGAGAGACGCGAGUGCAUCGGCCGGGGCUGGAGAAGCCGCACUUGGCGCUGCUUUUCGGGGCAGAGCUCUUAAGGGGGCACGGCGGGGAGGGCGGUGCCCUGAAGGGAGCCAGCGGCGGACGGGAGGUGUGUGUGUGGGGGGCGGCGGUGGGCAUCCCGGUGCCCACCGCCGCCACUACUUCCCCACCACCUCCCUUCCGCCUCCCCCCUCCCGCGCUGGAGGAGAUUUCCUCGGUCCACCUUAACACGGGGCUCGUUCCGCCGCCGGGCGGGGAGGGCUCGGCGGUUCGGGGCCGCCGGCUCAUUCCCCUGCGCCCCCCGGGCCGGGCAGGGGGCGCUGCGAGCCCUCGGGGCGCGCUGCCGGGCAUGGCCCCGCCGGGGGAAGCGCCCGCGCCGCCACCGCCCGCCGCGGGGAGCGGCGCGGUGCACCUUACACCCGAGGGGGAGGUGGCUGCUGCCGAGCGACCGGCGAGGCGACCGAGCCCGCCCCGCCGCGACUUCCCCGCCGGAGCCCUUCUCUUCCCGCCGGCUGCACUUAGGCAGCGCUGUCAUGCCCUACCCGGAGCACAGCUAUUAAAUAAUUUAGCGGUGGCAGCAGCAGCGCUUCCCUGCCGGCUUGUCACCUCCUCCCGGCCCCCACCAUCAAUUAUUCAGGGCCAGCCUGGUAACUGCCUGGAGCCGGGCGCGGGGACUAGAGCGGCAGUUGGGCCCUACCUGCGGCCGUGCCGUGCCGCCCGCUCUCAGCUCCCCGGAGGAAGCGGGACCGGCCCUCGGGGUGGCAGCCCCCGCCGCACCGGAAAAGUUGCUGUCGCCUCGCCCCGGCCGGGAGAGGUGGCGGGAGGGCUCCCGCCGUCGCUCGUCGCCCCGCGAGGGUCGCGGUGUGGCAGGAGGUGCUGCUCGCUAGAGGCUUUCUCGCCAGCAGCCGGCUACUCGGUGGCUGCACAGCUGGCCGGCGCGGGGGGGCCGUGCCAGCGGGGCAGCCAGGACUGGCAGCCUCUUCCCCGCGGCUCCCGGGGGCGGGCCGGGGCUGAGGCCGGACCCGGGGCGCACCACCUGGCCGCGACGGGCGGGUGGGCUGUCCGCCGGCCUGCCCGCCGCGAUGGGGGGCCGGGAAGCAGCGCUGACUGCCUCUGCCCGCCGCAGGUUGGGGCCGUGCAGCGGGACCCGCGGGCCGAGCUGGUAAGGCGGUCCGGCCGGGCCGGGGCCGUCGAAGCCGAGCUGUUCGCUUUCAGCGGGGGUGCCUUCUCCGGCGGUGGGCGCGGGGCGGCAUCACGCUCGGCCGGGCACUCGCCCGGUUUCGCUGGGCUGAGCCGUCCGGGGGACACGCUGUGGGGGCCUUGGCGGGCGGAAGGGGACCCGGUGCCGGGCGGCGGUCCGGGCCGGCGGUCGCUGAAGCGCUCCUUGUUUCUCUUCCCCUAG